ACCACAGCCAGGGCGCAAAGAGCAAGCGGGUUGAAACCGGAGUAGCCUGAACUGCUUGCACAAGGAAGUUCGUUGCAAAAAUGAAGUUGGCUGAUAUUAUCCUCACGUGAAGACAAGACGGAAUAUGGAGAGAGAGAGUGACAACAGAGAAUGGCAAAAUGACAAUGACGUUAUCAGAGUAAAUGAGCGUAGUGACUCUAACAGAGAUGGUAGUGCAUGUUUUAAAGCGCAUGCGCCGUCCCGGCCGCUAGAACAGCAGGUAGUUCUAUAUAUUUAGAAUUAAAGAUUCAAAGUUUUUUAAGUUAUUCAUGGUGCAUUGCAUACUAAGUGCAUAGCAAAACGCACGGUAGAAUAUACUAUAAAAAAGGGUGUGUAGACAAGCUUGUCCCAGGAGUGUGAAGUGCGUGUGGUGUGUGUCAGAGCCAGGUGCAAGAAAACGCAGUUUGUUUUGACGGGGAGUUAUGGAAUAUGAGGAGCCCGAAUCACCAGACCCCGUCACUACUGACGAACCAAUCAAAAGAGGAGACACUGUGUCCAAGAAGACUCAUUUGACUCAGAUUGAGGUAAUUCCCUGUAAGAUCUGUGGGGAUAAAUCAUCAGGAGUUCACUAUGGAGUCAUCACCUGCGAGGGUUGCAAGGGUUUUUUCCGGCGUAGCCAGCUGCCGUCCGUGUCCUACUCCUGUUCCAGACAGAGUAACUGUCCUAUAGACAGAGCCAGCCGCAACCGCUGCCAGAGCUGCCGAUUGCAGAAAUGUGUGACCCAGGGCAUGAGCCGGGAUGCGGUGAAGUUUGGUCGGAUGUCAAAACGUCAGCGGGACUCUCUGCAUGCCGAGGUGGAGAGACAUCGUCAGCAGCAGCAGCAGCAUCUCCAGGCAGAGGCCCAGCCAGCCCUGCCCUACCCAAGCAAGGCACGCCGUAACCGGUCACCCCACAUGCUCCAGCCCCCGGCUUCGGCCUACUCCUUCCCUGGAGAGCCAGAGCUGCCACCCUGCCCGACAGAUGUGCUCCCCUACCUGGUGUGCUCCCCUGGCGAGUCCCAGGCCCCAGGUCUGGCCUACCAGGGCUCCUGUGUGUCUCCUGGCAGUGGGCACUCAGACGAAAGAGGGUUCGACUCCCGUCAGCCGUCUCCUGACCAGACGAUAGGGAUGGGAAUUAGAUCCUAUGACCCAAACGACCCCUAUUGCCCCUCCCUGCUACACAUAGAAGAGCUGUGUGGCAGUAUCGUGCGCUCCCAUAGGGACACCAGUCAGUUCAGACUGGAGGAACUGCAGGCUCUGAGAUGGAAGUUGUUCAGCAGAGAGGAGAUCCAUGCCUACCAGAGCAAGUCAGUAGAUGAGAUGUGGCAGCACUGUGCCAUGAGGCUGACUGAAGCAGUACAGUACGUGGUGGAGUUUGCCAAACGCAUCCCAGGGUUCCGUGGGCUCGGCCAAAACGACCAGAUCACCCUGCUGAAGACUGGUUCGAUGGAGGUAGUUCUGGUCAGAAUGAGUAGGUGUUUUAACACAGAGAACAGCACCGUCUUCUUCGAUGGGAAGUUUGCCAGCACUGAACUUUUCAAGUCUCUGGGCUGUGGCGAUCUGAUGGUGGCGGUGUUUGACUUUGCUCACAGUAUGUGUGCCCUGAGACUGACUGAGCAGCAGAUGGCUCUCUUCAGCUCACUGGUGCUCAUUAACCCAGAUCGCCCCUGUCUUGAGGAUAGUGGCAGAGCACAUAGAAUGAGGAGAGACUUGGAGGUAUGCCUCAAACAGAUGCUACACAGAGACAACCAGGAGAGCCUUCUGCACAAGCUCUACCAGAAGGUGCCAGUGUUGCGGUCUCUGUGCAGUCUGCAUGUGGAGAAGCUGCACUGGUUCAGCCAGCGCUACCCGCUCACCGUCCACUCUGUCUUUCCUCCUCUAUACAAGGAGCUGUUCACCUCCGACCUGCCUUCUGUGGACUCCCUCUGAACUCUCUCUGAACUGCACCGUACAUGUUGACAGAUAAUUAGACAAAGAAACAUGCACACAGUAGUAGACAGCCACACACACACAAACACACACAGACACUCAGAGACACAGACACACAGACACUCAGAGACACAGUCACACACACACAGAGACAGACACACACACACACACAGACACACAAAAACACACACACGUGUACGCAUUGAUAACAUAAGAUGUAAUUACUUUGAAUUCUUCACUUGUUGAAUAAAUAUAUUUUUGUAAUUUCUGAGAGCAACGAAAUGAUCUCAGUAGGCUAUUAGUGUUUAGAAAUUGAAGCUAUUUUCAUGCAAAAAAAUGUUUUAUAGAUAAGGAUGGUGUACAAACGUUCUGGUAUUUCAAGGUAUUUCACUAUGAUUACUUGAAAAUGUUUUCAGAUUAUUUCCAAAUUGUACGCAUUGUUUUUCCUUUUUGAGAGUGUUAUCUGAGUGUAUUUCGUCCUUGAGAUUAUAAAUGUUAUUUUGACUCCGGGUGGCUGUUGGGACUUUAUCCAGACCAGAUGCUAGCUGGUAUAAAUUACCAUAUUUAGAGGAUCACUAUGAACUCUUAUGUGUGUUUUCUGAGUUGUUUUUAAUUGUGUGACUUUACAGAGUUGGUUAACCCAUCAGACUGAGUAACUGAGCUAUAGCCCAUGGGCCCCACUGUUCAGGACACAAACACACAGUCAAGUAUAUAGCUAGUUUUCUCAAUGAACUGUGUGUGGAUCGAAUAUGACCAACUCUGCUAUCUGUCUCUAUCGUAAUGAGCUUUAAAAGAGGCUGUGUGUUUACAUUAAAAACAGAGUCAGAAAUGUAAAUAUGAAUAAUCUGGGCAAUAUUGCUGUAGGCCUAUGUAGGCAUUUGAAUGACUAACCUUGGGCAUGACUGUUAUUGUAAACGUGUCAGAUUUCACAAACAGUACCUGUGUGCUGCUUUAACAUGCUAGUUUAUGUCUCCUGAGUGUUACCAUGGUGAUUUCCAUGGAAAAGGCUUCUAAUAAACUGCUGAUAUGAUUAAAAAAGUGA
Molecule: messenger RNA, 2988 nt
Organism: Coregonus clupeaformis (lake whitefish)
Lineage: Eukaryota; Metazoa; Chordata; Actinopteri; Salmoniformes; Salmonidae
Product: nuclear receptor ROR-alpha A
Exons: 11
Coding region: 462-1946 (494 amino acids)
Biological process (GO): regulation of transcription by RNA polymerase II
Cellular component (GO): nucleus
Molecular function (GO): nuclear receptor activity; RNA polymerase II cis-regulatory region sequence-specific DNA binding; zinc ion binding
Source: RefSeq, a predicted model, not a curated record